AUGCAAGUACCAUCCGCUGCUGUGGCGAUUAGCACCGAUGUUGCAGGGGUAGAAGAGGCCACUACCUUGCUUGCGAAGAAGGCAUGCGCACCUCUGAGGCAUAGAAUCCGCAAGUUCGACUUGGAGAGCGAUUUACAAGAUCUGACAGAUAUCUGUGCUAACGUUUACGGUGGCACGGACUACAUGCCCCGCAUCAUUCACCGCAUCGCCAAGGACCCGGGCGUCCUCGUCUUGGCAGCAGAAUCCCUUCUCUCAGGAGAUGCUGAGCAGCAGCCGGAUGAGGUCGAGGAGCCCGGGCAGCAGCAGGAGCAGCAACAGCAGGUGCAGCGGCAGGAGCAGGCAGAGGGGACGGAUUCGCAAACCGGUUCAUCGAAGCCCUUUAGCAUCAAUGGCAUCAGUUCAAUGGUGGCAAUGCUUUGCCGCUCCGAUGGUAUGGUUUCCCUUUCCAUUCCCCUUGUAUCCUUAUGGCAGUUUGUGGUGAGCGGCGAGGCGACGCCGUAUGGCUAUACGGGUUGCGGGCCCUCAGCCCCACCAUCCCUCCAUGUCGUGCCAGCACAGCUAUUGCAACCGCAGCUACCGACAUCAGGCGCCCAUGCAGAUCCCCCAGCCUCCUCGGCAUCGACGCCAGUGGCCGCAGCAACUCCACGUUCUGCCACCGCGGCCGCCGGCCCCAUCCGCCAGAUCGUCACCUGCACGGUGACGUACAAUACUGCUGCUCAACGAAUCAUUGGCCGCCAGCUGUCGGGCCCGUUGUACGAGGUGGAGAUCUGGCCGGGUCCGCCGCUGCUGGAGGAGUAUGAGGCCGCGGGGGCCUGGGUGAGAGGUGUGGGCUUGAAGCCGGGGACGCCAAGCAUGAUUGAUUGGCUGCCAAACGUCCGAGAAGUCCUGGGAGCCGACGUGGCAGCCCAGGCGUUGCUGCCGCACUGGCGUCGAGUGACCAGUGACUGCGAGCUGCGCGCUGCUGUCGCGCAGCUGCUGUACGGCAGAAGCGGAAGCGGGACAAGCGCCCUCGCCGCGGACGGAUGCGCCGGCAUCAGCGCAGCGAGGGGCGCAGACGGCCUCUGCGACGGUGGCCAGGACGGGGCUUCCGAUGCCGGACCUGUCACGAUGGCAACUUCUUCAUCCGGGCGUCCACCGAUCCCCGGGUCGCUUACGGAGCAACCGGACACGGACUUCCUUUGGCUUCCCAUGCCGUACGACCUUUGGCCCCUGGAGGGCGCAUUUAUACAGCGGGAGCUAGCGGAAGGGAAUAUCUGGCUGCUGGCAGAACCCGCUACUGAAGGCUCCCACUCUCUUCGGGGUCAGGUGGUUCCGAUGGCUAGCGCUGGGACGGAGGACAGCAACGCGAAGGACGGCGCAAUUGUUGGCGUAAUGGUACUGACCCACUUUGAGACUUUGAGCCGCGUCUGCGCUGGAAUCCUGGCCCGCAACAACGCCGUUGUCCACGCGGCCAUCGCGCAUGCCGGGCGUCUGCAGCCACACUUCAUGGCCAGCGUGCUGCGGGUUCCAGCGGGAUGCAAGCGGUCCAAACCUGCGCUAAACUUGGGCCUUCCGAAUACGGACGUCACGGAGGGUACUGUCGGCACUGGCACCAUGGAACUGGUGCCGCCAUCACCAGUGCCAUCACCAUUGUCACCACCAGCUGCCAGGCCGCCAGCCUCCGGGCGCGGCGCCGUGGCCAGGAGGAACAACGGAGAUGGCCGUCAGUCUGCGGCAGCAGCAGCGGCAGCAGCAAUAGCCGCAACCGCGCCACUACGAACGCCAGAAUGUAAGGUAGGGAGAUCAUGUCAGGGAGAUGCUGACAAGGUUAAGCAACGUCCGAGGGACCCUGUGCUGCGUAGCAAGAUCAUGGUUCUUGACGUGGCAGCGGCAGCUGGUCAGCUAGCCAAAGGGACUGGGGCAAGCGGUCUGGAUGAUGCGGCGGCGGCCAGUGGUCCUCGUACCCGGCGGUCCGUAGCCCGCACUAAUCAGCAACCGGUUUUGGACAAGGACCGACUCCCUGCCACGAGCAAAGCAAGAGGGUUAGGUCGUGGUGUGUCAGCAAGGCCAGCACAGCAAGCUGCGGCCACUCCCGGUACCUGUGCAAAGAGGGAUGAUGGUGCAUUGGACUCAGGGACACGGACAGCGCCACAAGGCGACAUUCCAUCGGGCGCAAAAUCCAGGCCGACAAGGUUUGCUGCCGCCGCAGCUGCGGCAGGUAUCACCGCAGCUGCGACAGCAGGCACCACCCCUGCCGGUCUUACGCAAGCACCGCUGCAGCAUCAGCAACAGCCAGCUGCGGGACCGAUGCAGGCUCUGCCGGUAGUAAGGGAGUCGCAGGACGCGCAAGACGACGAUGAAGCCAGCCGGCCCAAGAAGCGCCCACGAAAGGGCCCCGUGCAGGAAACUACGCAUGAAGCCGAAGCCGGCAAGCAGGCGGUAAUACAGGGAGGAAAGGAUGCUGGGAGCGAUGCGGCUGGGCCCGUCCCGAUCCCACUGCCUGUUCAAGUCCAAGGCCCGUCACCUUCGUCGACUCCGCGGCGUCGGUUAGACCCUGUGCUGCGCUUCCCAGUGAAACUGAUGCACUUUGGGCCACUGCGGCCUAGAGCGUCGCAGGUGGAUGCUGCGGCAGCAGCUGCGGCGGCACGUGAUGCUGCUGUGAUAGACCGGGGAGCUGAGCCGGAAGGGAAUAAGGGCGACGGGGCGAUCUGCGGGUUGAAGAGUUUGGACGUAGCUCCGCGUGAAGGCGAGAAUUUAAGUUGUCCACGUGUAGGGGCCAGGGAUAGCCGGUCCCUGUGCCGGGCCAAUGGCGACCGGCCCACAUGUCGCAACGCGGCAGGUGACGUUGCAAGUGCGCCAGCGGAGGAUGGGCUCAACCUCACGGCCAUGGUAUCCCCCGUCUCAACUGCCGUAGUUGCCACAGCAGCUAUGGUUGCGCCGGUCACGGAGGGAGCAGUGGUUGUGGUUGCAGGCAUCGUGGAGCCGGCAGGUGAUGUCCGGCAAAAGGAGCAAGGGCAACACGGCGGUGGGACCAUCGGGAGGGAUGGCAGGGCGCGACGGCAGAUCCUAGGCAGCCGAGGCGUUGAGCGUUACGUUCCCGCGGCAGUCUAUCUCCGCUGUGGCCCAUUCCUUGGAAAAAGCCCAAGACCGCUGAGUGGUCUUAGGCCGACAGCCUGGCAGGCCACUCUUGGCAUGCUCUGCUCAACCGUCCACCAACCCGUGUGA
Volvox carteri f. nagariensis is the source of this 3204-nucleotide messenger RNA. RefSeq lists its product as uncharacterized. The record is from RefSeq and is a predicted model, not a curated record. The transcript has 9 exons. Bases 1 to 3204 code for a protein of 1067 amino acids. NCBI's taxonomy places the organism in Eukaryota, Viridiplantae, Chlorophyta, Chlorophyceae, Chlamydomonadales, Volvocaceae.